ACCGGGUUUACAAGAGUACUGUUAUUCAACUUUAUUCUCCAAUCCACGCGCGUGUGUGUGCUUCUGCUUUGUAAGAACUAAUAAGAAGGCCAAAGAUGGUGACGACGAGUCUCGGCGGAGCUCCGGUGGUGGUUUCUCGGUUUCGGCGAAUUUCGAAGAGCCCCAGAUGCUUCUCUGCUACCGCAAAUUCUGACCUUCUUCGCUCCCAGCUCGAUCGGCUUCACGAAGAGGCAGAGUCCACUCGUGCCAAAGCAAACAGUAAUAGGUUGAGACUUCUAAGAUUAUCUGAGGCUGCUGAGAAUCUACGGAAACAAGCAGCUGUGAAUGUUCAAACAGGGAAAGAGAAUGAUGCCAGAGAGUUGCUUCUUCAGAAGAAAAAAGUUAUGCAAGCUUUGGACAAGGCUAAAACUCGUAUUGAGUUGCUCGAUACGCUUUCUUCUAAACUUAACGAGGCAAUAUCUGUCAAGGAAACACAGCUGAUAGGAAACAUAUCUUUGGAUCUCAAAGAGGAUGAAGAGAGUACUUCAGGUGGAAUCCACAUUGUAUCGCCAACCCCCAAAUCGACUGAAGACGAGCACAAAAAUGACCAUACUCACUUGGAUUCUGAGGAAAGUCAACUUAAUCAAAGGAAUAUUGAGGAUUACCAAGCACUCCUCGAUACCGAUAAUCAUGCACUAGAAGAUGUUUCAACUGGUAGCACCCUUAGAGAAAUGUCUUCAUAUGAAUCUUUCUUGGACAGUUUAGACAAGAAACUUAGCAGAAUUGAAGAUGAACUGGUCACUGUUGUAAAUGUUGCGUCAUUAGUGCUUAAUCGUGAAGAUAAACCCAAUAAUCUAAAGGUUCAGCAGACUGCAGAAAUUCUUGAUGAGUUUCGUCAUGUGAGGGAAAGAAUAGCAAAUAUCAUUUGCAAAGAGGAAAACCUCAGUUAGUGCUUCCAAGCAUUACUUAGUUCAUAUCAAGAUCUUCACUCCAAUUUCAGUGAAGUGAAACCAGCGGUGUGAGACGAAACCAUUCUUGGUAUGAACAGUUCAUUUAGUAUUUCUUUAACAUUUCUGUUUAGACAGGUAUAUAGUCCUUUUCUUGGUGUGAAUAUUAAUAUCUUCAGAGGUGAUACAUUAAAUUUUGAUGUGAUAUGAAAUUAAUAUGGGCGUUCACGUUGAUGUUGUGUGAUAUGGGAUGAUGAUUAUUUGA
Capsella rubella is the source of this 1191-nucleotide messenger RNA. RefSeq lists its product as uncharacterized. The transcript is spliced from 4 exons. Bases 96 to 929 code for a protein of 277 amino acids. Lineage: Eukaryota; Viridiplantae; Streptophyta; Magnoliopsida; Brassicales; Brassicaceae. The record is from RefSeq and is a predicted model, not a curated record.